AUGGGUAAAUUUUCGCCGUACACAACGUCAACCUGCUUCUUUGCAUCAAAAAAUGUAGCAGAUAGAUGCUUAGAACAAUUACAACUGAAUCAUAAAAAGUAUCUAUUUGAUUUUAUCAAUAAUGCAAAGGAUAUAACACAAUUGGGAGGUUUUCGUGGAACAUUGUUUGAAAUGGUCACACAUACAAUAAUUCGUCAAGGGGGAGACUUUCGAGUACGUGAACUCACAGAUGAUGGUACAGGAUCUGAAGCUAUUCAUAGUUUUGAUUCUCUAGAAGAAAAUUUUUUUGAUAAUGUUAAGGAGAUACAAGGACGAGUAAAAUAUUUUCGGCCAACUUCGAAGACUUUCGAAAGCAUAGAUAGUUAUGCUCAUCCAAAUAAUCUAUUUCAAGUUACCGUUUCUAGGAAGCAUAGUAUAAAGCAAGAUGGAUUGAGAGCGAUAAAGGAUAUCUUAGAUGAAAAUUAUUGCGUCAAAAUAUACUUUGUCUUACCGAGAGAAAUAUUUGAAACAUUCAAAAGAAAUCAGUCUUAUGAAAAUAAGGGGGAAGGAAAGGUAUUCGACCCUUGGGUUUAUAACAUAAAAAAGUACGUUUUGUGCGUAAAUCUUGAAUAUUAA
Molecule: messenger RNA, 615 nt
Organism: Funneliformis caledonium
Lineage: Eukaryota; Fungi; Glomeromycota; Glomeromycetes; Glomerales; Glomeraceae
Source: the annotation of a GenBank genome assembly